This is a messenger RNA of Puntigrus tetrazona (Sumatra barb), 706 nucleotides long. It is a transcript of the gene cdab, whose product is annotated as cytidine deaminase b. The record is from RefSeq and is a predicted model, not a curated record. Gene Ontology annotation, molecular function: zinc ion binding; cytidine deaminase activity. Lineage: Eukaryota; Metazoa; Chordata; Actinopteri; Cypriniformes; Cyprinidae. Gene Ontology annotation, cellular component: cytosol. The transcript is spliced from 4 exons. Bases 101 to 580 code for a protein of 159 amino acids.
AGAUCUGGGGAAAAGGGGAUUGGAUGCCAGAUCUGAAAAAAUAAAGUCGCAGGCAAGUCUAUUGUGCCACAGAAACACAAUACACACAAAGAACAGCAACAUGGGCGAUCAAAAGAUGAGACGUGAGCUUUUUAAGGGGUUGAAUGAUCGCUUCUCUGGAAUGAAAGAAGUGAUUCGGAAAUCCCUUGAGGCCAGGAAGUUUGCCUACUGCCCCUACAGCAAGUUCCGAGUCGGAGCGGCGCUCCUGACCCACGACGGCACGGUUUUCACAGGCUGUAACGUAGAAAACGCGUGCUUCAACCUGGGAAUCUGUGCUGAGAGAACCGCCAUCUCAAAAGCUGUAUCAGAGGGCUACCGGGAUUUCAAAGCCAUUGCUAUUGCGAGCGAUAUGUGCGAGCACUUUAUUUCCCCCUGUGGCGGCUGCAGGCAAUUCAUGAGAGAGUUCGGAGCAAACUGGGACGUUUAUUUGUCGAAACCUGACGGCUCCUAUGUGGAGAUGACUGUUGAAGAACUUCUGCCUGCAUCUUUUGGUCCAGAAGACUUACAAAUGAAGAAAGCGAAUAUUAGGAACGAGUUCUGAAGCACAGACUCUGGAAAGACUACCCGAUAAGUCUUGCUUGUAGAUAGAAAAAGGUUAUAAUGUAUGUAAAUGUGUACAUUUUGUGCGAUUAUUUUCAAAUAAAAGUAAAUACAGUUAUAAACGUAA